CUUCUUCAGGUGAAAACAGUAAUUUCAAAAUGGCGACGCAAACGUUUUACCGUUUGGCGUUUUUCUGUGCUAUCGUUGCGUUUGUGUUGAUGUUUGUUGCCUUCGCUAGUCCAUAUUGGUACAAAUCUUGGACCAGAGUUCACAGCCCAUUUUCGAAUAUUGGUCUAUGGCACAUCUGUUUGGCGGGCUAUGUGAUGCCAGGGGACCCGAACAUGAAAACUUAUGUCGGCUGUUGGUGGAUUCAUUCGUCGGAAUUUGAUGGAGUAAAGACAUAUUUUAUGCCCUCAUGGUUUAUGGGUAUACAGGCGUUGUCUAUUUUUACUCUGAUACUUGAUGGUUUAUCUAUUCUAUUUCUCGUGGUAUAUCUCUCGGAUCGUUUAUAUGAGAAAUUAUUUGAAAAGAAGAGAUCACUAAUGUAUUUUGUAGCCAGUUUUACCUUACUACUAGCAUCGUUAUUGGUGUUUUUGAUAGCAUUGGUGUUUGCUGAAAUGUGUAACGAUCCAAAAUGGAUGCCCAGACCCUGGAUGAAUUACUUGUCUUGGGGUUACGGAUUCUGUGUGCUAUCCGGGUUCUUCAACGCUUUUGGUGGCAUGUUUUCAUUUGUCAACGCCCUCAUAUUUAAAGAUAAGGAAAAAAAUUACGCAGACAAUCCUGAUCGAGUCAAUUCUAGAGAAAAUAAACUUCGAGCUAAGGAGAUGGAAGCUGCCAGAGAACGAGAGAUUGCCCAGGAGAUGGCGAUGGCCAGAGAUCAGGAGAUGCAGAGAAGAAGUGGGGAUAGUAGCAAUUACAGAUAUCCUGCACAGGAACAGACUAAACAGACUAAAGUUGGAGAGUCAUUUGUUUAAUACAAAAGAAGAAUUUGAUCCCUGAAUAUUAGAGGGAAGAAUAAUGAAGUAUUUAGCAAUUUAUUCAAAUUUUGACUAUUUGAAUUUAAAAUAUUUGUACAUAAACUAAAAACAUUCCAUAUUUUGAAAUAGGCUUCAUCAACAUCCGUGUCAUAAUAUUUUUAACUGUAUAUAUUUAAGUCCCCUUCAUAUCAUUAUAGUAAAGACUAUAUACUGAUGCUGUUUUAGAAGUAAUUUUUUACCAGAGCUGUUUAGUUGCCACUCAAUGUCCUACUGGUAUUAAAAUGUCCAAUCAGUUAGUGUGUCUUCUUGACAAAUGAAAUAGCUUGUAAAAUAUUUUACUUAAAAUGAUCCUUUGGAUUUUGUUAAAAAUUAAGUGCUAAUUUGAUUUAGUUAUGUGUUGGUUUGCUUUUCAAAAUGUGUACACAAUCUGCAUAUGUUUAAAUUUUAAGGUCCUUAGUAAGCCAACAGUUGAGAGUUUACGCACAAAACUAAACUGGGGGGGUUGGAUGGCUGAAUGGUUAGCGUGCGCGCGCUGUAUCAUAAAGUCUGUCAUUGAGUCGACUGGCGUGGUUUCGAAUCCCCGGUUGUACGUGACAAGGAGUAGGGUCGCCUGUCCAACCUCGUGGGUUUUCUCCAGGUCCUCCGGUUUCCUCCCACAGCUAAAGACCCCUACGCACAAGCGAAUUAUAGAAAUCAAAAAAUUAAACCAUAUGUUAGUCCUGAAAUGACCUAGUUUGUGUCAAGUGGACGUUAAACCCCAUUUCUCUCUCUCUCUCUCUCUCUCUCUCUCUCACAAAACUAAACUAAAAGUAGUUAAAUAAGAGAGAGAGAAAUGGGGUUUAACAUCCACUCGACACAAACUAAGCAAAUUAUUGAAAUAAAAUUGAACCAUAUUUUAGUCUCUAAAUGACCUGGAUUGUGUCAUGUGGAUGUCAAAACCUCACUUCUCUCUUUCUCAGCAUUAUAGUCUACGCAUGUAAGCAUAGAAAUAGACAUUUUGUCUCAAAAUGUGGUUUCGAAUCCCCGGUUGUACGUGACAAGGAGUAGGGUCGCCUGUCCAACCUCGUGGGUUUUCUCCGGGUCCUCCGGUUUCCUCCCACUGCUAAAGACCCCUACGCGCAAGCGAAUUGUUGAAAUAAAGUUAAACCAUAUGUUAGUCCCGAAAUGACCUAGUUUGUGUCGAGUGGACGUUAAACCCCAUUUCUCUCUCUCUCUCUUGUCUCAAAAUUACCAAAAUAUUGUGUUGAUGAGACCGUUGACUCCAUCUGUUCCAUUCCAUUCAAAUUGAUUGGUUCUCUGGUAGAAACCAGAUGGUUGGGUCUUACAAUUUCCACCCACUGCUAAAGACCUCUACGCGCAAGCGAAUUAUUGAAAUUAUAAUAAUAUUGAACUAUUUGUUAGUCCUGAAAUGACCUAGUUUGUAUUGAGUGGAUGUUGAAUCCCAUUUCUCUCUCUCUCUGGUAGAAAUUGAAUUAAUGAUUGUUUUAAAUGCUUGCCAUACAUUAGUAAAUUAUGUAAUGUAUAUAUAUUCAGAUAGCUUUGAUUAUAGAUUUAAAUAGUUUUUGAUAGCUUUCAAAAAAAAAAUAUCUCAUAAUGUAAAGAAUAUGAGGUAAAAGGUUUUCUUUUAGUGACAGAAUGAAAUUUAUAUUGCUUCCAGGGUUGAAUAUUAAUUGUUUUAGAUCUUAAACUGCUUCAGGCCCGUAACUUGGGGGGACUUCUGCAAAAAGUUUCGCCCCCAAUCCCCCCUAUGAAAAAUUGUUGACCAUAUAAACAAUUGUCCGUCAAUUUUACAGCACCCCCUGAGAACACUUUCCGCCCCCCCCCUCGUUGCUCUGAGCCAGGUAUGUCCCUGCAGGGCUUGUGUACUGGCAUCCAAUGCUGAUUUUACUAGGUUAAUAUUCAAAUGCUAUUGGAUUCAAUUGAUGUAAUAAAUUUUUGAAAUGGCUAGAAAUUUUAAAAGUGAAAGCCCUGGUUGUAUUGGCAUAUUGAUUCCUUAUUUUACAGAAUGUGGCUGUAAUGAUUAAAAUGUAUAUAAUAUAUUUUUUUAAACAAUAAUUAGAAAAUAUGACCUGUGACAGCAAAAUGAGUCAAAAUCUAAACUUUUGCCUGCUAAAAGACCAUACUAAAUCUAGGCUGCCUGUCUACAGUUAGCUCCGUUUGAGAACAGACACUAAGCUAGUUGACUGACAUUUUAAGUCAUAAAUGGACGAUUUUAGUCAAAAACACUAUAGUUUGAGAAUUUUGUGAAGUGGUUAUUCCACACCCAUUCAAUAAAACUGAAAAUGUGUCUUUGUUCUUUGUGCAUAUGACAGAUAUGAAACGGAAUAGAACUACAUUACAAAAUAGCACACUAAAUUUUGGAUAUGGCGGCCGUUCAGGGCAGAGAUCUAUUCUCGAAGUAUGAAGUAAAUUGAUCUCGGUGUGCAGAAUGGUAAAAGACUUGCGACUCAUUCUGCUGUAACAGUCAAAUAUAGGUCUCUAUAAUAACAAGUUGUAUAAUCUCUAGAUUUUAAUCAUCUGUAUAUAUUGUAAAUCAUUUUAUAAAAUCAUUUUAUAAUAAAUCUUACAUUAAAAAA
Molecule: messenger RNA, 3424 nt
Organism: Patella vulgata (common limpet)
Lineage: Eukaryota; Metazoa; Mollusca; Gastropoda; Patellidae
Exons: 4
Coding region: 30-845 (271 amino acids)
Cellular component (GO): membrane
Source: RefSeq, a predicted model, not a curated record